Drosophila teissieri is the source of this 2731-nucleotide messenger RNA. It is a transcript of the gene Su(var)2-10, whose product is annotated as E3 SUMO-protein ligase PIAS1. The coding region runs from base 183 to 1892 and encodes 569 amino acids. NCBI's taxonomy places the organism in Eukaryota, Metazoa, Arthropoda, Insecta, Diptera, Drosophilidae. The transcript is spliced from 8 exons. Gene Ontology annotation, biological process: regulation of transcription by RNA polymerase II; protein sumoylation. Gene Ontology annotation, molecular function: transcription coregulator activity; zinc ion binding; SUMO ligase activity. The record is from RefSeq and is a predicted model, not a curated record.
UGACAACUCUAGUCGGCCCACCGCGACGACGCCGCGUAAAAUAUUUUUGUUUCCUCGCAUUCGUUAGAGAAACGGGGCAAUUGUUUGUUUUUAUGUGUGGUGCGCGUCCCAGGCAAAUGCAAACGAGUCCGCGACUUCAAUUGCUGAACGCCUAACGCCGCCGAGGACAGAAAAUAACAGUAAUGCGAAAGACCCGCUCGCAGACGGCUCGCACGCAGGCGGAAAAUGCCGCAACAUCCUCGAGCCCCGGGCACCAAUCGACGUCGUCAGCGACAAUAGCAGUUAAUCCCUUUGAUGCCAGCAAGUACAAGGAAUGUGAGCAAAUGGUGCAGAUGCUUCGAGUGGUCGAGCUGCAAAAAAUCCUGUCGUUUUUGAACAUCUCAUUCGCUGGACGAAAAACCGACUUGCAGAGCCGCAUCCUCUCGUUCUUGCGCACCAACUUGGAUCUGCUUGCCCCGAAGGUCCAGGAAGUCUACGCCCAGUCCGUGCAGGAACAAAACGCCACGCUGCAGUACAUCGACCCAACCAGGAUGUACUCCCACAUCCAGCUGCCGCCCACCGUGCAGCCCAAUCCGGUGGGCCUUGUGGGCAGCGGCCAAGGCGUGCAGGUGCCCGGCGGCCAGAUGAAUGUGGUCGGCGGCGCACCCUUCCUCCACACACACAGCAUUAACAGCCAGCUGCCCAUUCACCCUGAUGUGAGGCUGAAGAAGCUAGCCUUCUACGAUGUACUCGGGACACUGAUCAAACCUUCAACCCUGGUGCCACGCAACACUCAGCGCGUCCAAGAGGUGCCUUUCUACUUUACACUAACGCCGCAGCAGGCCACCGAGAUUGCCUCCAAUCGCGACAUCCGCAACAGUUCCAAGGUGGAGCACGCCAUUCAGGUGCAACUGCGCUUCUGCCUUGUAGAGACUUCGUGCGACCAGGAGGACUGCUUCCCGCCGAACGUAAACGUUAAGGUGAACAACAAGCUGUGCCAGCUGCCUAAUGUCAUUCCUACAAACCGACCAAAUGUGGAACCCAAGCGUCCGCCGCGACCCGUCAAUGUCACCUCCAAUGUAAAGCUGUCACCUACCGUUACCAACACCAUCAUGGUGCAGUGGUGUCCGGACUACACGCGUAGCUACUGCCUGGCCGUAUACCUGGUGAAGAAGCUUACCUCAGCACAGCUUUUGCAGCGAAUGAAGACCAAGGGCGUAAAACCGGCAGAUUACACGCGUGGCCUGAUCAAGGAGAAGCUAACUGAGGAUGCUGACUGCGAAAUAGCCACUACUAUGCUAAAGGUGUCGCUUAACUGCCCAUUGGGCAAAAUGAAAAUGCUGCUGCCUUGUCGAGCAUCAACCUGCUCGCAUCUGCAAUGCUUCGACGCCAGUCUCUACCUGCAAAUGAAUGAGCGUAAGCCCACAUGGAACUGCCCCGUAUGCGACAAGCCGGCCAUUUAUGACAACCUGGUCAUAGAUGGCUACUUCCAGGAGGUGUUGGGAUCGUCGCUUUUAAAGAGUGACGAUACUGAGAUUCAACUUCAUCAGGAUGGAUCUUGGAGCACACCAGGCCUACGGAGCGAGGCGCAGAUCCUUGAUACGCCUUCAAAGCCUGUUCAAAAGGUUGAGGUUAUAUCAGAUGACAUAGAACUUAUCUCGGACGACGCCAAGCCAGUAAAGAGCGAUUUGUCCCCCGCACCCGACGAGCAGCCAACAUCCACGUCAAACAGUGAAACUGUUGAUCUAACGUUAAGCGAUUCAGACGACGACAUGCCGCUGGCUAAGCGUCGUCCACCUGCCAAGCAAGCCGUCGCCAGUUCUACGUCGAACGGCAGCGGUGGCGGCCAACGUGCCUACACCCCGGCACAGCAGCCCCAGCAAUCCGGACGCAGGCAGAACAGACAGGUUUGAUAGGAGAGGGUCCCCUGUUCCCGAGUGAAUCCAAGUGCUCCUCCAUCGGCCACAUUGUUGCUGCCCUUUUUCAGUUGGCUCACCUUUAACACUUUGCUUAUGUCCUCUGUGUAUUUCAUUCGUGUCGCCUUGGGUAGUUGGGUUAAACUUUGCCAGGGCUUUCAGCAACACACACCACACACCAACUGAAAUAAUCCUAGAUAUAACAAUACCACAAACUAGCACCAGCAUUAAUUAGCAAUUACUAUAGGAAACGCAAAUAAUUUAUUUUCUAUUGAAGCGGUCUGCGCCAUGAUCACAGCGGAGUACGAAGAAAUUAAUGGCCCUAUGCACUACUAACAAUAAAACUAAGACUAAGCGUACACCUAAAUCAGAUGUUAGUCAUAAGCCCUGCCUAUGUGAGUUGGACCUAUUCCUAUACCUAAACUCGAAGCGAGAGGAAGCAGGCCACACGUCGGCCAGCAGCGCCACCGACAUUAAGUUAGUUAAGUUAUUUUAGUUGAACCAAGGAUUCUGUUCGGAUUGGAGGCGGUGUUGUGUGGAGUUGGAGGGUGCUGCGUCCUCGCAUUUGAAUUGCGUUGCAAGGCAGGCAUUAAAGGUCCAUAGUAUUGGAAACAAACGAAGGCGUUUUUAUAAUUGAAAUCGAUUGGAAACGACGGAUUAGGUAUGUUACGGCGUCUAGCUAGACGCUCGGUUGAAAAAGCCCCUGACAUUUGUUGGUGUAUCUAAGCUCAAACCGUACCACCACGGAUUUAUAUAUUAAGAUUUUAAAUUGAACAAUGCUUUGACUAUGAUUCGAUGCAAACCCCUUCUAAAUAUCUGAACGAACAAAUAUGAAA